AUGAGUUUCAAGACUACAGAGUUCACGCAUGCCCGUGCAUCCAGCUUGCAUUGGCUUUCUCAAGGAGCAGCAAACCAGGCAAUCCUGCUGAAUAUUGGAUCCGAGCAGCUGCACGCCGUGGCUUGGGUGAGGACGCAACCCGAGCUGAGCAUUGAAUGGCGGUUGCUGAAUGCAGGCGAAGAAGUCCAGGCAUUUGGCUACGCCCCCGAGUUCAGGGAAAUCACGGGCAGGUCUGGAGCAGCAGCUUUCCAAUUUGCUGAUCAUGCCACCGUCUCUUGGAAGAAGUUCCCUCCACCCAAAGCAAUCAAAGAGGGACUUCAGACGUGGGUGAGCAACAAGGUGAACAUGUCAAUGCAGGCAUGUGGUUCCUGCCCGGAUGACACUGCUCUGACAUGGGUGGGAUGGCCACAGCAGCUUCCCUUACCUCCCGAGAGCGAGCUGGCAUGUCUGUGGAGGAUAGCUCACGAAGAUGCAGACAGCUGCCGAAUUCUUCGGGCGAGAUUAGGGUUUGCAUCCGUACUUGCUGCCAAGAAAGGGGAACAGUCCAAGUUUCAUUGGCACGUGGCUCUUGCCUGCGCCAUGUCCUACUUUCCUUCUGAUUUUCCUCGGUUGCCGGCAUGGGCCCGGAGGGCUGUGUUGCCUCGGACCUCAUCGGCAACACCUGAUGAUGUCGAAAAAUACCUCCGCUCUUUCCAAUGCCUGGUAGCACGGACUGAAGAAGAGUGCCGAAGAGAAGAAGAAGUGAGGCCCAGCAAAGCAGACAGUCAACGCUGGCAGGAGCUCAAGAAGUUUGAGCAGCGCGAGCUUCAGAGGUUUAAGCAAGAGGAAGUGCGACUGGCAGAAUGGGAUUUGUCUCUCAAGAGGCAGGCCAAUGAAAUUGAUGCCAAGCAAGGGCAAGUUCGCUCUGAUCAAGAGCAUGUCAACCGAGAAGUGCGUGAGGUCACGAUUGAAUGCGAGACAUAG
This is a messenger RNA of Symbiodinium natans, 963 nucleotides long. NCBI's taxonomy places the organism in Eukaryota, Dinophyceae, Suessiales, Symbiodiniaceae. The record is from the annotation of a GenBank genome assembly.